AUGGCUCGUACCAAGCAAACCGCUCGCAAAUCCACCGGUGGCAAGGCGCCCCGUAAACAGUUGGCCACCAAGGCUGCUCGUAAGAGUGCCCCGGCUACUGGCGGUGUCAAGAAACCCCAUCGUUACCGCCCCGGUACCGUCGCUCUUCGUGAGAUCCGUCGUUACCAAAAAAGUACUGAAUUAUUAAUCCGAAAAUUGCCAUUCCAACGUUUGGUUCGAGAAAUUGCUCAAGAUUUCAAAACAGAUUUACGUUUCCAAAGUUCUGCUGUUAUGGCUCUACAGGAAGCAAGUGAAGCAUAUUUGGUUGGUCUGUUUGAGGAUACAAAUUUGUGCGCCAUUCAUGCAAAGCGUGUCACAAUUAUGCCAAAAGAUAUUCAAUUGGCCAGACGUAUUCGUGGAGAACGUGCUUAA
Molecule: messenger RNA, 411 nt
Organism: Galleria mellonella (greater wax moth)
Lineage: Eukaryota; Metazoa; Arthropoda; Insecta; Lepidoptera; Pyralidae
Product: histone H3
Exons: 1
Coding region: 1-411 (136 amino acids)
Cellular component (GO): nucleosome
Molecular function (GO): DNA binding; protein heterodimerization activity; structural constituent of chromatin
Source: RefSeq, a predicted model, not a curated record